UAUUCUAUACUUGACGAGUGCCGCUUAGCCGUAUGCGAAAGGCAUUAGGAGGUACUUUAUAAUAUACAACAGCAGUAACAUUCGUCAGCAGCAUGCAGCCAUAAUCGACCUAGCUGUACCACCUCAGGUGGGUAUCAAUGUUUGUUGCCAUAGUAUUAUGGUACUCCUUGGCAAGAACAACCUGUGGCACCUUGAAAAAGUAACCCAAUAUAGUAAUAACUAACAACGAUAAAUUGAAAGACCGUUUCCCCUUCCCCCCCGCCUUCGCUUGCUACCAGUAGGGUGGGUAUAAGCCGUAUAAGCGUAUUAAGCCCUUAGGUAAGCUUGCCCAAGGUAGUGAGUGGUUCUUACUUGAAUCUCUCUUAUCUUAUUUCUUCUUCUUCUUUUCUUCUUCUUUUUUUCUUCCUUUUUUUUUUCUCUUUUACCCAUCUUCCCUCUCCAACAAGCUUCCUAUAAACUGUUUCCCCGUACUUAUUUUUGUCUCGGACUUAUCUUUCUCUGUUAAGACCAAUCCGAGAUGAGUAGGUACAAUUCCUAUUCCGAUGAGGACUCGGACCUCGAUAUCCGUGUGAGACAUCGCCAUGCCUCUUCUUCUCCACGCCCGCCGGGCCCGCCUACCCUUGCGCAUUAUGUGGAGGCACCCUCCCGGUCUCGUCCUCGGUUCUACGAGACCGGGACGCGAGUUGACGAUCGUUUUUUAAACCCAGCAAAUGAGCGUACCUUGGUCACUACCCGGCGUUCUGUCUCGCGGGAUCGCCGCCCAGGCUCACCUGGGAGCAGUGCGCCUCAGGCCCCCCCCACUCCGGUCAUUAUUAACAACCGCAUUUACAACAACUCGGACUCGGAAUCGCUAUCUUACUCCGACUCUGAUGACGACUACAAGAGAUCCCGGUCUCACAACCGUCGCCAUCGCUCCCACUCCCGCGUCUCCUCGAGCCACUCCCGGGAGCGCGGGCGCGAGCGUGAGCUAGAACUUCAGCAUGAGCUAGAGCUCCAACGCGAGCGGGACGCUUACGCUCUAGAGCACGUGCGCAUAGACUACGAGAAGGAGAUUGAGAUGCGGCGGCGGGAGUAUGAAAAGGAUAUCGAGAACAAGCGACGAGAGUACGAGUUGGAGCGCACGCAUAAGGAGCUGCAGGAGUUGAAGUUGGCCAAGCAGAUCGAACAGGAAGAGCAGCGGCGAAAUCGGACAAUGCAAGAAGAGCGGGAUCUGCGCGACGCCAAGAGGGAACUCGAUGCCAUUCGCAAGGCCAAAGAGAACGACGAGUACGAACAGCGCGUGAAGCAGAAGCUGGAGUACGAACGUAUGAAGGCAGAAGAAGCCGCGCUCGAGGAGAAGCGGCGCCGUGAGAAGGAGGCCAAAGAGAUCAUUGAUAAGUACAAGCGCGAAGAGGCCGAGCGCAAACUCCGCGAGAAGCAGGAAGCAGAGCAGCGUGAGAAGGAGUAUAGGGCUAAGAUGCAGGAACACUUACUCAAGUCGGGUCUCGAUGAGAAGGAGAUCAACGCCAUCCUUGCCGGCGAGAAGAUUAAGCGCGAGAAGGAGAAAAAAGAGAAGGAAAAAGAGAAGGAAAAAGAGAAGGAAAAAGAGAAGGAAAAAGAGAAGGAAAAAGAGAAGGAAAGGGAAAAGGACGAGAAGAAGAAAGAGGAAGAAAGACCAAUCUACACGCGCAUGGCGAGGCGACAUCUUUCGCUCGAGACCCUAAGGGCUUUCAACAUCGACUAUCAGGUUGACGCAGAUCCCGAGUAUGUCCUGAUUAAGCGUUGGGUAGCAGAGCCAGAGCAAGACGUGCUUUGGAGACAUACCAAGGUCAUCCGGGAGAAGCGUUCCAGCUCUAGCUCAGGAAAGCUCGUUUUGAGUAUCGAAGAAGGCAAGAAGCAUCGCCACCACCACCACCACCUGGAGCCCGAAUUCGAAUGGGUUCGCAAAAAGGAGCGUAGACGAAGCCGAUCCCCCUCGUUGCUUAUGUAUCUAGCCGGCGGACGACCAGCAUGAUGUAGUUAGCCUCUUUAUGACGAAGAUAACGACGGUAGAUUGCAACUAAAGAACGAAAUUAUGCCCUUUCCUUAUGUUGAGAGGCGAGGUGAGGCGAGGUGAAGGUAGUAUGGGCAGGCAGAAACAACCAUAAGCAAGGAUAUAUAUAUAC
This is a messenger RNA of Daldinia caldariorum, 2144 nucleotides long. RefSeq lists its product as uncharacterized. Bases 518 to 1993 code for a protein of 491 amino acids. NCBI's taxonomy places the organism in Eukaryota, Fungi, Ascomycota, Sordariomycetes, Xylariales, Hypoxylaceae. The record is from RefSeq and is a predicted model, not a curated record. The transcript is spliced from 3 exons.